Ziziphus jujuba (common jujube) is the source of this 279-nucleotide messenger RNA. Its product is annotated as CLAVATA3/ESR (CLE)-related protein 27. Lineage: Eukaryota; Viridiplantae; Streptophyta; Magnoliopsida; Rosales; Rhamnaceae. The transcript has a single exon. The record is from RefSeq and is a predicted model, not a curated record. Bases 1 to 279 code for a protein of 92 amino acids.
AUGUCGUUCGUCGGCGAUAGAAGGGUGUUUUAUUGCUAUAUGGUUUUGCUACUUGUCGUUCCGGUGAUACAGAUUUGGGUCUGCCAUGACUGUAAAGUUGGAGCAGUGAGGUCGUUUCCGGGAAGUGAUAUGGUAGUAGUGAAGGGAAAGAAGAGCAAAGAGGAGCUCUUCAAUCAGUUUUUCGGUGGCAGAGAUCUAAAUUUCAGUUCAACUGCUGUAAAAGGAUUCGAAGAAAGCAAACGGAAAGUACCCAGUUGCCCAGAUCCUCUCCAUAACUAG